This is a messenger RNA of Aspergillus lentulus, 996 nucleotides long. RefSeq lists its product as uncharacterized. NCBI's taxonomy places the organism in Eukaryota, Fungi, Ascomycota, Eurotiomycetes, Eurotiales, Aspergillaceae. The record is from RefSeq and is a predicted model, not a curated record.
AUGUAUUUCCGCUUAGAAAUGCUUGGGCUCUAUGCCCUAAUUACAACAUUGACCAGUCCGACACUGGCAUUGCCUACGGUUCCAACAACCACCCCUUCAUCUAUAUCGACUGUCUUCCAGUUCACUCGCAACGGCACCUGGCUCGAAAACCUUGCAGUCCGCCCUAACGGCAACCUCCUCGCCACGCGCCUUGACACCCCCGAACUAUGGCUAAUUGACCCAGCCAACACCAACCCCGCAGAAGCCGGGUCCUUGUUCUACACCUUCCCCAAUGCCACUAGUCUGCUAGGCAUCACCGAAAUCGACAGAGACGUCUACGCAGUCAUCGCAGGCAACUUCUCCAUCUCCACCGUCACAAGCACACCCGGCUCCUACGCGAUCUGGAGACUCGAUGCCUCGGGUAGAGCACCCUCAGCGAGCAUCCUGGCACGGAUCCCCGAAGCCGAGUUCCCGAAUGGCAUUACGCGAUUCGGGCAGAACCUACUUCUCAUAACGGACUCCGCCAAGGGCGUGAUCUGGCGGCUGGAUAUGAGGUCGGGAGUAUACGCGCAGGCGUUGUCUGAUCCGUCGAUGCUUCCUGCUGCGGGCCAGCCGUAUGCUGUUGGUGUGAAUGGGAUUGAUGUACGCGGGAAGUAUGUCUAUUAUUCGAGUACCACGCAAAUGUUGUUCUGUAGGGUUCCGGUGGAUAGCAAUGCUUCCGCUACGGGGCCUGUUGAGGUUAUUACUAGUGGGAUUACCCCGGAUGAUCUGAUGGUUCGGAGCGAUGGGACGGCGUACAUCUCGACGAACCCAGAUAAUGGGCUGGUGAGGGUUGACCCGAAGGGGAGAGUCAGGUUGGUGGCUGGGAAUCAGUUUACGAUUGCUGUUGGUGGAUCUACAGCGGUUGCUGGAAGCAAAGACGGUGCAGUGUUAUAUGUCUCGACCAGCGGGGGACAGUUCUCACCCAUUCUUGGUAAGCUUAUUGAGCCGGCUAAGGUGGUGGCUAUUCACCUAUAG